CCUUGAACUGAAGAGAAGCAUGUCAUUUCAGGGAUUGGUGUCAUUUGAGGACAUAGCUGUGGACUUCACCUGGGAGGAGUGGCAGGAGCUGGAUGCUGCCCAGAAGACCCUCUACAGAGACGUGAUGCUGGAGAAUUAUAGCAACCUAGUGUUCCUGAAGCUCUGCACAGUCAAACCUAAGUUGAUCUUCAAUUUGGAACAUGGAUGUGGACCAUGGAGCCUAGCAGAAGCUUCAAAUGUUUAUAAAGUGAGUGCCCUGAUUGACACCAGCAAGGAAAAUCCUGAGCUACAUUUGGGGCAACUUGAAAUAACUAACCUAAAGACACCAGAUGAAGACAUGAUUGAAGCAAAACUAAAGACUCAACAGGAAGUCUACAAAGGGACAAAAUCCCGUCAUCGUAGAGCACAUGUAAAAACAUAUCACCAAAAGUUAGAGCAAAGCCAGAGUCAGACAUUGCACAGAGGUGGGAGACUCUAUGCAUGCAAGGACUGUGGGAAAACUUUCUGUACUAACUCAACCCUCAUUAAGCAUCGCAGACGAACUCAUAAUGUAGAGAAGCGCUUUAAAUGUUCUGAAUGUAGUAAAACAUACCAUUGGAAGUCAGACCUCACUGCACACGAGAAAACUCACUGGCAAGAGAGAACCUACAUAUGUAAAGGAUGUGGGAAAGCCUUCUUCCGGAAGUCUCAUCUCAAUGCACACGAAAGAACCCAUACAGGUGAGAAGCCUCACAAGUGUACAGAGUGCAAUAAAGCUUUCCAUUACAAGUCAGACCUUACUCGACAUAAAAAAACUCAUUUGGGUGAAAAGCCUUAUAAAUGUGAAGAAUGUAAGAAAGGUUUUUCCCGUAAGUCAAAGCUCGCUAUACAUCAGAAAACUCAUACUGGUGAGAAGCCUUAUGAAUGUACAGAAUGCAGGAAAACCUUUUCCCAUAAGUCACAACUCACUGCACAUAGAAUAACUCAUUCAUCUGAGAAUUUUUAUGAAUGUAAAGAAUGCAAUAAAUCUUUCCACUGGAAGUGUCAACUCACAGCACAUCAGAAAAGACAUGCGGGAAGAAGCUUCGUGAAUGAAGAACGCAGGAAAACACUCCACGCGUCAGAAUUCACGGGACAUUGGAGAAAUCAGACAGCUGAGGAUCCCUACGAAUAUGAGGAAUUCAAGGAAGAGUUCUGUGUAGAACCAGACCUUACUGUAUUAUAUCAGGGAAAUUCAUAAUUGAGAUGCUUACAGAAUGUAAAGAAUAUAAGAAAGUUUUCCAGUGCAAAUCUGACCUCAUUCAACACCAAAGACCCACACAAAUGAGAAGCCACUGUGAAGAAUGUUGCUCAAGGCUAGCCUUAGCAAUAGAGAACACCAUAUGAGAAACAGCAGGGGCAUUGUAUUGACAGAGCUCCUCAUGUGACUUAUCUGCCACCAAAGGCUCCACAAAGAUGAUGUUAGAGAGCUCAAUGGUUAAGAGUUCUUGCUUUGUUUUAUUCUUUGGUUUCACAAGACAGGAUUUUUCUGUCUGUGCCAAGGCCCUUGAACUCAACAGAGAUCCACUUGCCUCUGCUGGGACUAAUGGUGUGUACCACCACCACCUGGAUAGAGCUCUUGCUUUACAAUUAUAGUGAUCCUAGUACCUACUUGACAAGUCGGCAUCCCUGCAAAUACCUGUCACCCCAGCUCUGACAAUGGUAGAGACUGGGGAUCAUCUGAACUUGCUUAUUUCUGACUUAGCUGAGGCAUGAGCCCCAGGUUCAGGAAGAGGUCCUUUAUUGGAGGAAUAGAUGGAGAAUGAUGGAGGUGGGCACUCAAUACCUCCUUCUGGUUUCUGUGAGUUUAGGUGCACAUUUAAAUACGUGUGUAAACAAAAAUGUUGAAAGAACAGGAGGAUGGUGAAAUGGCUUUGUUGUAUAAAGGAAUUUAUCACCAAGUCCAAUGACUUAAGUUUGAUCCCUAGAACCUGCACAGGAGCACAGAACCAGCUGCAAGUUGUCCCAGAGCAUACUCAAAUGAAUUAAAAAACAAAAGCUGUGUGAGUACUAAAACCAUAGUACAGGUAGGGAAGUAGCAUGUUCAUCAGAUUCAUGCUAAAAUAAAACACUAAAUUAUCAGCAUUUCAGAUUAACCAGCUGGAAGUGGCUCAGGGAGGUGUGCUACCAAGCACAUGUAUUACCUGUUCUUUUAUAUUAACAAGUUUUUCCAGGUUAUUUGCCUAUCAGGGGUUGUGUUCUUAAAUCUGUUGUUUGAAAAAAAAAUAACCAUGUGAAAAAUUGCAAUAAAUUGAUGCUUUAU
Phodopus roborovskii (desert hamster) is the source of this 2281-nucleotide messenger RNA. Its product is annotated as zinc finger protein 809-like. Gene Ontology annotation, molecular function: DNA-binding transcription repressor activity, RNA polymerase II-specific. The record is from RefSeq and is a predicted model, not a curated record. Bases 20 to 1219 code for a protein of 399 amino acids. Lineage: Eukaryota; Metazoa; Chordata; Mammalia; Rodentia; Cricetidae. The transcript has 4 exons. Gene Ontology annotation, biological process: negative regulation of transcription by RNA polymerase II.